CCGCGGUGACACUCAACUUCCGGUAAUUCAGCUUCCGGGGCCGCGGUCAUGGCGACUCAGCAGCAGCAGCAGGCGGAGGUGGACGCGCUGUUCGACGUGAAGAACGCCUACUACAUCGGCUCCUACCAGCAGUGCAUCACCGAGGCGCAGAAGAUCAAGCCAUCUGGCCAGGAGAAGACUGUGGAGAGAGAUGUCUUCUUGUACCGAGCCUACAUUGCACAGCGCAAGUACGGCGUGGUGAUGGAUGAGAUCUCGGGCAGCUCCCCGCCGGAGCUGCAGGCGGUGCGCAUGUACGCCAGCUACCUGGCCCACGACGACAAGAGGGAUGCGGUCCUGAGCGAGCUGGAGCGUAAGAUGGCAGGCAGCGUGGACGUGAGCAACGCCAACUUCCUGCUCAUGGCGGCUUCCGUCUACAUCCACGAGGGAAACACCGACGCCGCGUUGCGCACUCUGCACCAGUCCGACAAGCUCGAGUGCUUGGCAAUGAUGACCCAGGUGUACCUCAUGCUCGACAGAGUGGACCUGGCAAGGAAGGAGCUGAAGAAGAUGCAGGAGAUGGAUGAGGACACCACUCUUACCCAGCUGGCGCAGGCCUGGGUGCACCUGGCCAUGGGAGGGGAGAAACUGCAGGACGCGUACUACAUUUUCCAGGAGCUCGCCGACAAGUACAGCUCUACCCCACUGCUGCUGUGCGGGCAGGCGUCCGCCAUGAUGGCGCAGGGCAAGUGGCAAGAUGCGGAGGGCACGCUGCAGGAGGCACUGGAGAAGGACAGCAGCAACCCUGAGACCCUCAUCAACCUGACUGUGCUGACUCAGCACCUGGGCAAGGCUCCAGAGGUGGCAAACCGUUAUCUUUCCCAGCUGAAAGAUGCACACAAAGGACAUCCCUUCGUCAAGGAAUAUUUAGCAAAGGAGAACGAAUUUGACCGUCUGGUGAAGCAGUACGCGCCGAGCGCAUGAGGAGGAGGACUGCCGCGGUCCACUGCAGGUGGCGUCAUCAGCUUCACGAGGAACCGUGGCGGAUUUGCCGAGUGCAUAAAAUAUUACAAGAAAAGCAGUUACCGCUGUGCAGGGUGCGCGUCAAAUCGUACAAGGCGACGUCACGCUCGGCAGGUGUGGCGGCGGACCAAUGUUCCUGUGCAUAGUUAAAUAAAAUGUUUAUACCGGCCAGCCCA
Molecule: messenger RNA, 1175 nt
Organism: Lethenteron reissneri (Far Eastern brook lamprey)
Lineage: Eukaryota; Metazoa; Chordata; Hyperoartia; Petromyzontiformes; Petromyzontidae
Gene: COPE
Product: COPI coat complex subunit epsilon
Biological process (GO): endoplasmic reticulum to Golgi vesicle-mediated transport; intra-Golgi vesicle-mediated transport; retrograde vesicle-mediated transport, Golgi to endoplasmic reticulum
Cellular component (GO): COPI vesicle coat
Molecular function (GO): structural molecule activity; protein binding
Source: RefSeq, a predicted model, not a curated record